Quercus lobata is the source of this 1095-nucleotide messenger RNA. RefSeq lists its product as uncharacterized. Gene Ontology annotation, molecular function: RNA-DNA hybrid ribonuclease activity; nucleic acid binding. Lineage: Eukaryota; Viridiplantae; Streptophyta; Magnoliopsida; Fagales; Fagaceae. Bases 1 to 1095 code for a protein of 364 amino acids. The transcript is spliced from 2 exons. The record is from RefSeq and is a predicted model, not a curated record.
AUGGCCGUCAGCACAGCCUUAGUCAAAGAGAAAGAGAAGGUGCAGAAGCCCAUGUAUUACGUAAGUCGAGCACUCCGAGGUACAGAAGAAAGAUACCCACCAAUGGAGAAGCUCACCUUCGCUUUAGUUACAACAGCCCGUAAGCUCAAGUCAUACUUCCAAGCCCACACGUACCGCCCACGUACUGCCAUCAAAGGCCAGGUGGUCGCUGAGUUCAUCACGGAAUUCACUAAUGUAGAAUACCAGGUGGCAGGAGAGUAUCCUCAGUUGAGCGUACACACAGAAGGAUCGUCCAAUAGAUGGGCUAGCGAGGAAGGCAUCAUACUUCGCUCUCUAGAAGGUGACGAGAUUGAAUGCAUGGUUCAUCUUGACUUCCCUACGACCAACAAUGAGGCGAAAUACGAAGCACUAGUAGCAGGUUUAGAUCUCGCCAAAGCAGCAGGAGCCGCGAGUGUGGUUAUUUAUUGUGACUCCCAGGUCGUCACAAACCAAGUAAAUGACAAUUACGAGUGCAAAAGCGAGAAGAUGAAGAAAUACUUGGAGCAAACAAAGAAAAUGGUAGAUGACCUACAGGCCAAGAUUGUUCAAAUCCCCAAAGAAGAGAACGAGCGAGCCGACCGUCUUGCCAGGGCCGCAUCAGUAGAGCACGUGGUCAUUCCCGACAAGGUACUCUCCUUUAUUCAAUUUACGCCAUUGAUAGAUGUCAUCAAUGUGCAGGAAAUAGGUUCCAAGAACGAUUGGACCACCCCUGUAGUCUCCUAUUUGAAAGACAGCACGUUACCCGAUGGUAAGGAAGCCGCAAGGAAGUUGAAGGUCCAACCAGCACGAUUCGUUCUGAUAAAGGACGUAUUGUACAAGAGAGGCUUCUCCCGCCUAUACCUAAGGUGUUUGAGUCUUAAGGAAGCAAAUUAUGCCAUGAGAGAAGUCUACGAAGGAAUCUGCGGGAACCACUCAAGAUCACGGUCAUUAGUACACAAACUAAUUCGAGCCAGAUACUACUGGCCCACCAUGCAGAAGGACGUCCAGGCUUAUGUCAAAGCCUACAACAAAUACCAAAGGUUUAGCACCGCCAUCAAACAUCGUCAGAAGAAUUAA